This is a messenger RNA of Microthlaspi erraticum, 3819 nucleotides long. The record is from the annotation of a GenBank genome assembly. NCBI's taxonomy places the organism in Eukaryota, Viridiplantae, Streptophyta, Magnoliopsida, Brassicales, Brassicaceae.
AUGGAGAGAAUCCAUGUCUCAGUCAGAGCCCGGCCGCUUUCUACGGAGGACGCGAAGACGAGUCCCUGGAAUAUCUCUUCCGACUCAAUUUCCAUGCCCAAUCAGCCUUCUCCCUCAUUUCAAUUUGAUCGGAUUUUUAGAGAAGACUGUAAAACUGUCGAAGUCUAUCAAGCACGCACGAAGCAGAUCGUGGCUGCUGCCGUUCGUGGAUUCAACGGAACUGUGUUUGCUUACGGUCAAACUAACAGUGGCAAGACUCAUACAAUGCGAGGCUCACCUACUGAACCUGGAGUCAUCCCUCUCGCUGUAUAUGAUCUAUUUGAGACUAUAUAUCAGGAUGCAAGUAGGGAGUUUCUGUUGCGUAUGUCCUACCUGGAGAUUUACAAUGAAGAUAUAAACGAUUUGUUGGCUCCUGAACACCGGAAACUACAGAUUCAUGAAAAUCUAGAGAAAGGAAUAUUUGUUGCUGGAUUACGAGAAGAAAUUGUGGCUUCUCCUCAACAAGUCCUCGAAAUGAUGGAAUUUGGAGAAUCUCAUCGGCAUAUUGGGGAGACAAAUAUGAAUCUUUACAGCAGUAGAUCUCACACUAUUUUCCGCAUGAUUAUAGAGAGUAGACAGAAGACGCAAGAUGACGUUGUUGGAAAUACCUGUGAUGCAGUCCGUGUUUCUGUUCUGAAUUUGGUGGAUCUAGCUGGUUCAGAACGGGCGGCAAAAACCGGUGCAGAGGGUGUUAGGCUAAAGGAGGGCUCGCAUAUAAAUAAAAGCUUGAUGACACUUGGGACUGUAAUUAAGAAACUGAGUGAAGGAGUUGAGACUCAAGGUGGUCAUGUUCCGUACCGAGACAGCAAGCUGACAAGGAUCUUGCAGCCCGCUUUAGGUGGAAAUGCAAAUACAGCUAUCAUUUGCAAUAUAACACUUGCACCGAUUCAUGCAGAUGAAACCAAGAGCAGUCUACUGUUUGCUAGCCGAGCACUGCGUGUUACUAACUGUGCGCAUGUCAAUGAGAUAUUGACUGAUGCUGCCCUAUUAAAGCGGCAAAAGAAGGAGAUAGAAGAGCUCAGAUCCAAACUAAAGGCUUCUCACUCUGACCAUUCGGAAGAAGAGAUUCUUAACCUUCGCAACACCUUGUUGAAGUCUGAGUUAGAGAGAGAGCGGAUAGCGCUCGAGUUAGAAGAGGAGAAAAAGGCACAAGCUCAGAGGGAAAAAGUUCUGCAAAUGCAAGCAAAGAAGAUUGAGAACUUGAGUUCAAUGGUUCUCCUUUCGAAUAGAGAUGAGAAGCGUGAGCAGGAUCAGUUUAAGAAGGGAAAGAGGAGGGAUACAUGGUGUACUGGUCACCUUUCACGAGACUCCACAUCAGAGGUUCAGUCUAAUGUUUUGUCAAGGGGAUCAUCUCUUAAAUCAAGAUCCGAGCGUGAGAGAGGUCCACUACUUCCAUUUUCGGAACUGGUGGGAAAUGAACCAUUAUAUAACAUCAGCGAGCAAGAUGAAGAGAGUAUUAAUGAAACCCUCGAAGUUUCUGCACUUCCAGAUCCAUGUGCUUUAGUGCAUGUGACUAGCAGAAAGAAACCUCCAAUCAAGCAGAAAAGUCCCGUAGUGGUGGUUGAAAACGAGCUAGAAAGAAUUCAAAGGCAAUAUGAGGAUCUUUUCUUGCAAUAUGAAACCGAGAGCAUCGUCAACAAAAUACAAAUAGAGUGCCUUAAGGCAAAGUUGUUUGAAGACGGUUUAUCUGGCGAAGAAAAAUGCAAGCAUUCAGAUUGUGGAGUCGUUGGAAAUGUUGAUCGGGAUGAAAACGGUGUACAUCUUAGGGAUCCAGAAGCUAUCCUUCUCAUUAAGCAACUCCAAGAGAAGAUAAACAUACUAGAAAUGGAGAAGUCUUCAAGCAAGCAAAAUCUUGAUGAUCUUGUGACGGUAGCUACUGAGCAGAAUAUAUGUGCCAGGGAAAAAAUUGCUGAGAUUCAGGAAGAGAUGCGUGCUGCCAGAGAAGAGGCCCAGUUUGCUCGUGAACAACUUGUGUCCAAGGAAUCUGAAGUUAUUCAUGUGCUAAAUGAGAAUUUAAACUCUCUGGUUUACGUAUCAACAGAAGUUGAAGUCUUAGUGUCCGAAUUUCAAAAAUCUAAAGCAUCACUAGAAACCAUAUCGUUAGUUAUGGAUGAGGGUCUCCAAGAUUUUGCUUUCUUUUCUCCUUUGAUACAUGACUUCACAUUAUCUUUGCGACAAAUUGUUGAGCAACAUGCUUCACUUAUCAGCAGCUACCAGAAUGUCCAAUCUUGUCUGGAACAAAAAGUUCUUGAUACUGAGAAUGAGAAGCUUCUGUUGCAAGAGCAGUGUGCUGAUCUGCAAAGCCAAAUAGAAAGACUAAAUCAGGAAGCCCAAGAGCAUGAUACUUCCUUAAUGAUGCUCACAGAACAGCAUGAGUCCGAUAGGUCAGAUUUCCUCUCUCACAUAGAACGUCUUGAGAAGGAUAUAGCAAGUCUAUCAUCCUCUUCUUUGGCCAAAGAGAAGGAGAAUCUAAGGAAAGAUUUUGAGAAGACGAAAACAAAGCUUAAAGACACUGAAUCUAAGCUUAAGAAUGUCAUGCAGGAUAAAACCAAGCUAGAGGCCGAGAAAGCAUCUGCGGAGAGAGAGUUAAAACGAUUGCAUAGCCAGAAGGCCCUCCUCGAGAGAGAUAUCAACAAACAGGAGUCCUUUGCUGGUAAAAGACGUGACUCUCUUAUUGUUGAGAGAAGUGCAAACCAGUCGUUGCAGGAAGAGUUUAGAAAUCUUGAAGUGCUUGCUUUUGAAAUGGAAACAACAAUUGCUUCACUGGAAGAGGAGCUGGCUGCUGAGCGUGGAGAAAAAGAGGAGGCACUAUGUGGAAAAGAAGGUUUAGAAUCAGAAAUUAUAGCUUUGACAGAGAAACUAGAUCACUCAAAUACCCAACUAGAACAUCUGCAAAAAGAUGUCAUGGAGCUCAAAACCAGGCUUGAAGGCUCAUCUUCUGAUCAGCAACAACUGGAAACCAAUAUUAAACAGUUGCUUGAAGAAAAGGAAGAUCUCGCAAUGCAUCUGGCUAACUCACUUUUGGAGAUGGAGGAGGAGAAAGCAAUAUGGAGCUCGAAAGAAAAAGCUUUGACCGAUGCCAUGGAGGAAAAGAUCAGACUAUAUAGUAUACAAAUCAAGUCACUAUCUAAAGAAAUGUCAGAGGCAAAGAGGGAGCUGGAAUCUUGUCGACUUGAAUGUGUUACUAUUGCUGAAAGGCUAAGAUGUUCUGAGGAGAAUGCUAAGCAGGAAGAAAAAUACAGCAUGGAGAAGUCUUUAGAGAUUGAUAGACUGGGUGAUGAACUUCGAUCAGCUCAUGCCGUGAGUAAACAAUCUCAAGAGGUUCUCAAGUCUGAUAUUGACACUCUAAAGUCCGAACUUCAGAGCAUUUGCGAGAUGUCAGAUACACUUCAGAAAGAGCUUAAUCAUGUCACAAGUGAGCGCCAGAGUUUGGUAGGACGCAUAGAGGAGUUGAGUAAGGAACUCGCUUCAUCAAAUCGUUUUCAGAUUGAAGAUGCAAAAAAUCCAUCUGAAGAAAUGACUCGUAAAGUCUCAAGCCAAGAAUCCAAGGACGCAGAUGCAGACAACAAGGAGAAGGCAAAGCUAAAAAUGAGACUGAGAGGGACGCAGGCACGCUUAGAUGCAAUCUGUCUAAGGCACAAGCAGUCUGUGAAAGAAUCAGAGAUUAUGAACAGGAAGUUCGAGGAAGCAUCUGCAAAGCUAAAGGACAAGUUAGCAUCAAAAGCACUCGAAGUCCUCGACCUUAAGAAGCAGCUCUCUGCCUCUUCAAGAACACUGUGA